UGAUUGUUUAUAAUUAAUUAUACCCUUUGAGAGAAAAGAAAAGCCCUAACUAUACCCACAAUUUCAUUUCUCCUACGCCAAGACACUACCUUUCCUUUUGGAUUGGCGAACAAAUAAAUAUAUGAUGGCGUCUUCUUCCUCCUCAUCCUCCCCAGAAAUUGAAAUUGUUUCUGAUUCAAACGAUCCAGCAAAUUCAUCAGAAAAAGCCAAUCGAAUCGAUAUAAUUGAUGUUUAUACCGCUUCCGCUUAUGGGGAUUUACAGAAAUUGAAAAGCUUCGUUGAACAAGAUAAAGACCGUGUCUCUCUCUCAACUCCCGACGGGAAUGGCUAUUACGCGCUUCAGUGGGCUGCGCUCAACAAUUUCGCCGAUAUUAUGCUAUACAUUAUCGAUCAUGGCGGAGAUGUGAAUGCCGCGGAUAACACGAAACAGACAGCGCUUCAUUGGGCAGCUGUUCGCGGAUCGAUUGCUGCCGCUGAUGUGCUUCUACUGAAUGGAGCGAGAGUUGAGGCCUCGGAUAUGAAUGGAUUCCGGGCAGUUCAUGUUGCAGCUCAAUAUGGGCAAACAUCCUUGUUGAAUCACAUUGUUGCCAAGUAUGGUGCUGAUUUUGAUGCCCCUGAUAACGAGGGAAGAAGUCCUCUUCAUUGGGCGGCCUACAAGGGAUUCACAGACACAGUUAGGUUACUUUUAUUUAGAGAUGCUUCCCAAGAGAGACAAGAUAAACAAGGUUGUACACCUUUGCAUUGGGGUGCAUUGACGGGAAAUGUGGAAACAUGCGCAGUACUUGUACAUGCAGGGACUAAGGAGGAGCUAAUGGUGAAAGAUAAUGCUGGGGUUACUCCUGCUCAAUUGGCUUCUGAUAAAGGUCAUCAACAUGUCGCACUCUUCCUAUCCAAUGCACAACGUGCUUAUGCCAAGAGUCGAGAGGAGAAAGGUCUGAUUGGAAGAUUAAGUGGUAUAGGUUAUGCACCUAUUCUUUUCUCUAUAGUGUGUAUCAGCACCAUCCUUUUCAUAAACUCAGUUAUGUUUGCUCCAAAUCUUCCGAAGAUAACAGCUGUUCUCGGUUUAUGGGGAUGGACUGCUGUUUCUUCGGCCCUUGCUGCACUGGUUAUGUUCCACCGCUGCAGUAGCAAAGAUCCAGGGUACAUAUCCAAGUCAGCCAAGUUGAGUGAUCAUCAUAUUAAAGAAGAGGAUCAGUUGGUGAAGUUUGAUAUAAAUAACUUUUCUGGGUUGACUGGGAAUUGGUCUCAGCUUUGCCCGACCUGCAAGAUAUUGAGACCUGUUCGUUCGAAGCAUUGUCCCAUAUGCAAGCAUUGUAUAGACCAGUUCGACCAUCAUUGCCCCUGGAUCUCAAACUGUGUAGGAAAGAGGAAUAAAUGGGACUUCUUUGUAUUUCUUUGCUUGGGAACCUUGACGUCAAUACUUGCUGCAUUUGUUUCUAUCGAGAGAAUUAGGACAGUAACACCAUGGGGAGGAUUGCAGCUUAUGAUAGUUAAUCAUCCUGGUGUAGUGGCGUUGCUAGGCAUGGACGCACUUAUAUUUAUCGCAUCUACAACUUUGACAAUCAUACAAGCAUCCCAGAUUGGGCGCAACUUAACUACAAACGAAGUAGCAAAUGCUGGGCGUUACACAUAUCUGCGCGGUCCAGAUGGGAAGUUCAGGAACCCGUAUAAUCGCGGUUUUAGAAAGAAUUGCACUGAUUUCCUCAUCCACGGUCACACUAGCGAUGCUCCCCACCACAAACAACACUUGCACAUUUGAUUUCUUUCACCACUUGUCUUCUACACAAUUCUAUUGCUGCUGCUGCUAAUGAUCCAUCAUUCAAGCUGUUGCUGCAUCAUUAAGAUUUUAUGACUAUAUGAGUUGGUAUUUUUUACAUGUCUACCCCAAUGUUGUUUGUUGUAUUAUGAUUGUUAAAAGGUAUUAGAUUUAGUCCUUUUUUUUAAUGGAAGAUGUGUUUAUGAUCUGA
This is a messenger RNA of Impatiens glandulifera, 1967 nucleotides long. Its product is annotated as probable protein S-acyltransferase 23. The record is from RefSeq and is a predicted model, not a curated record. Lineage: Eukaryota; Viridiplantae; Streptophyta; Magnoliopsida; Ericales; Balsaminaceae. The coding region runs from base 122 to 1759 and encodes 545 amino acids. Gene Ontology annotation, molecular function: protein binding; palmitoyltransferase activity. Gene Ontology annotation, biological process: protein palmitoylation. Gene Ontology annotation, cellular component: Golgi membrane. The transcript is spliced from 14 exons.